GACACUGGGAUUGGCGAAUGAGUUUUGAUAAGGUGCUUUCUACUUCUGAAAACUGAAAAUCACAGGUCUACAAAUGAAGAGAUGGGUUGCUUUCCUACCAAAGAAUGCCACCAGUGGUCCGCAGAUGAAGAUCUAGAUCUCGAUAUCACUCCAUUACUGAACGAAAGUUCGAGACCAAAAGGCUAUAUACAGGAUGAUCAUGCCACGUCAACAGAUCGUGGCCGGGAAAUUGACGUCGACACCGAUCCGAAACUGGAGACCCUUUUACUAAAACUUGAGCAUGCUCAAGGUUUGAGACAGAAAAUUCGCCGAUGUACAUCCAGAACAGAACUUGAAAACUACCGAUUAAAAGUCAUCAGCGUUUUAGAUGCAGCUACAAUUGAAAUGAGUCGUAUGACAAUAGAUCCUAAACAACACGACGCGGAAAGAGUUGUCAAGGAAAUUAUGCGACUGAGAAAUGUUCUUGGAGACAAAUUCUUCGAAGCUGCAAGAAUAAACGCAUUUGGAAGAGAGAUCACUCAAAUGGGACCUUUCCUUCUGACAGGAGGGCAAUAUUUUAAGCCGGUAAUGGUAAAUGAAGACGAUGACACAAUUGUUAAGCUUUUUUUCUUUGUCAUUUCGCACGCGGAAACGGCGCAAGUGCUAUUUCGCUAUUAUCUCGAGCAUGCAAGCUUUCUGGAUGAAUACUUCGCUUUGGGUCUUGUUAUUCCCGAAGGACAUACUCAAGUGGAAAUCUACGGCAGCUCGUGUCCACCGUAUUGGAAAAUUCGACAAGACGUAAUAAACAAUGCGACCAUUAGACUGCGGUCUCGUUUUGAGGACUCAAACCAGAGCGAAUUGGAAAGCUCUGUCGAUUAUGAUAACCUUUCCGACUCGUUAUUUUGAUUACCAUGGGGUAUCAAUAAGGUCUCUUCAAUUGUCCUUAAUAUUCAUCCACAAUUUUUUUUAAUGACCAAAGAAUAGAUCUUUUAGUUUUUACUUCCACUGACUUUCCGCAAAUAUAAAAGAGUUUAUGUGUUGCACCUGUCGACUGAAAUAAUUGUUUUGACUUACUCUGAUUUAUUGAAGAUAUUCGAUGCUAUUCAUAGACGAGUUCUAGGUGGAAAGCAAGUUAGAGUAUAAAUGAUGUAUAUAGAAAUUCGAUAUGGACCAUUUAUAUUAUCUUUCAAAUUUAUACAAAGCAUAUA
Messenger RNA from Pocillopora verrucosa, 1187 nucleotides. NCBI's taxonomy places the organism in Eukaryota, Metazoa, Cnidaria, Anthozoa, Scleractinia, Pocilloporidae. The record is from RefSeq and is a predicted model, not a curated record.